Molecule: messenger RNA, 2439 nt
Organism: Chironomus riparius
Lineage: Eukaryota; Metazoa; Arthropoda; Insecta; Diptera; Chironomidae
Source: the annotation of a GenBank genome assembly
AAAUUGCACUUCAACCUUACUCAUGAGACAUUUAAAACAAUUACACAUUCAAUUCUCCUGAUUCCCAGUUAAGACCAUAACUGGAAGUUUUCUUUAUCAGCGACCAAAACAAGCGUGCGCAAAAAAAAUCAUGGAUUAAAAUUCUUCCUAAAUCAGACUAUAAGAAUUAGGACAAAGUUUCGAUAAGAUAGAACUGAAAGUCGUUGACUCAUAGCAAUUAUUAAACUUGUUUACAAUCUCUAUUUUAGGCGAUAAGGAAUCAAAAUAAUAAAUAUUAGUCAUGUGGUCAAUUAAAAUAAACAAAUAUAGAAUUGUAAAGUUUGCACUUUUAAUUUCCUAUUCUGUGACCUGAUUAUGUCAUUGUCAAGGCUCUUUGGGGCCGUUCACUUAUUACGUAACGCAAAAAAACUCCUUUUACACCCCCCCCCCCCCCCUCGUAACAAAAUUUGUAUGAAAAAAAAUUUCUUUUGUUUGAACCGUAACAAAAUCUUAGACCCCCCUCCCCCUAAAAGCGUUACGUAAUAAGUGAACGGCCCCUUUCUGUAAUUUACUGUUUUGAAGUAUUUUUUGAAUUUUUAAAAUUUAACGGAUAUUUUGAAUUUGAAUUUUUGAAAUGAGCUGAAAUUAAAUUGAAUUUACUGAACGAAUGAGUUCAAUUUAUUUCAGUUUAUUUUAAGACCCUUUGAAAAAUAAAAUUACUCACAAUAUUAAACUUGCUCUAUAUACAUUAAGCGUACUAGUAAAACUGAAAGUCCAAUAAGAAUCUCAAAUAUUGUAAAAAUCCCGCGUAAAACAAAUCAAUCUUUUAACGGUUGAAAUAAAUUCAAAAAACAGUGCAACUUUAAUUCAGGGGUUUUCGAUUUGAAAACAUAUGAUUUACAAAGGAUUUUCUGGAACACCCACAACUAUUUAAGUCAAGGACCCUUGUAUUAUUAUUGAAAAUUAUAAUUAUUUAUUGAUUUAAAGAAUGUCGAAGACACAAAUAAGUUUAGAGAACUUUUUCAUAUUUAACUCAUCAUUUGGACCAAAUGAAGGCGAGGAAGAGAAGAAAAUUUUAUUAUUUCAUCCAGAAAUCGAGAAGAAUGAAAAAUUAAAGAACAUUGGAUAUAUAGAGGCUUUAGUCAAAUUCACUGGAUCAUUUACACUGGAACCGACAUCAAAUCGAGAUGUAAUGACAAUGAAAACCAAAAAAUUUACAAAGUUUUUCUUUGAGCCGGAACCGAACUUUUGGAUUGUAAUGACUAUAAAGAAUCCAAAAGAACAAAAGACUAAAGAUAACAGAGAAUAUACAGAGUAUUUUACAGAUGAUGUACAUAAUGAUGUAUUUUCAAAGAUACUACAACGAUGCUAUCUUAAUUUUCGUUUAUUCUGCAAUACAUUCGAGCAUAACAUGAUAGGAACAGAUGAGGAAUCACAAGUUGAUCAUUUAAGGAUGAAACUUGAUAACUUCUUCAUGAAAUAUCUAGUAACAUUAAACCUUAAGAAUUGUGACAUCUUUGACUUGAUACAGAGCAUCCAAUAUAAAGCAGUUAGUCAUCUGACAUUCUUUAAAAUAGUCAAUCUUAUCAACAUGCUUAUAUCCAUUAAAAACCUCAAGAUUAAAAAAUGUAUAUUCCUCUACAAUCAAGAAGUUGUAUAUAGUUCAAUUAGCCCCGACGAUUUAUUUAUUAUCAAUGAAUAUAUGAUGGAAUCGCUCUUUCCUAAAUACUUCCGACUAAAGAGCAAUCAAGGACUGGAUAGUGACAGGAGUGUUGGUGGAUUUGUGACUGAAAAUGAGACAGAAACUCCACAAAAUGCUCCUAAAGUAUACCUUUAUGGUGAUGGAAAGGGAAGAUUUGAGUGUGAGACGUUCCGUAUGGUUUUAUAUAAUAUUAUGGAUGUAUCUUUGGUGAUGCUGGUUGAAGAUGACGACGAUGCUAUAAAUGACGAGUUCUACAAUGAAAUUAAAUACUCGAUUGGUCCACAACUUGGGCUGAUUUCGAAGGAGAUUUCAGAUAAUAUAAUACAAAUCCAGCAAAAUGUAACAAAGAGUCAGACUGAAGAAAGUGCUAAGAACUUUAUAUACUGUAAUCAUCGGAAUUAUCGCUUUCAUGCCUGCUUUAAUGAGAACAACACUGAAAUUACUUUAAGUAACCGUGAAGGAAAGAAAAGUUCACAAUUGUCAUUAUCGAUAAUGAAUUUGCUGAGUGAUUUAUAUAGUAAGGACAUGACUGAUGAGCUGAUAGAUAGCGAACGAGAGACAAUCAUUAAGACAUUUAAUGACUAUUGGAUUGUUAAAAAAUACUUUAAUUAUCGUUCAUUGUAUUUAAUUAUUCAUAAGAACUCAACGCUCAUUGAUGUAGCAGAAGAGUCAUCGAAGCUGCUAUCAGAAAUUGUUAAAAAUGUCUAUUUUACGAAUUAAUCGUGGAUUUAAACAAUAAAAAGUUUAUUUAAAAUUGC